CCUCCUCCUCCUCCUCCUCCUCCUCCUCCUCCUCCUCCUCCUCCUCCUUCUCCUCCUCCUCCUCCUCCUCCUCCUCCUCCUCCUCCUCCUCCUCCUCCUCCUCCUUCUCCUCCUCCUCCUCCUCCUCCUUCCCGCGAGUUGAGCGCACAGUGCAGCCAGGCGGUGCAGGCAACACAGCCCCUCCGGCCCCGGUCCUACUCCCCGCCUCCGCCUCCGCCGCCGCCGCCGCUCCCCGCCUCCGGUAUGCUGCCUGGAGCUGCUCCCGGGCUCUGAGCUGGGCAACACCGAAGCCCCUCCUGCAGCCCCCGGUGGGAGCAUCGUGCUGCGGGUCACCUUGCAGGGAGGGAGGAAAAUGGGAGCCACUGCCCCAGUGUGACCUGUGUGUAAGGUAGAACAAAAAUAAAGGCCACUGGUCUCCAUUCCCUCAGAGACCUCCCAGUAUGGAUGGCUUGGUUGAGCAGAACAAUGUGCUGAUGCACAAUAAGAUUGCUGAAGCUGGGAAAAGGAAUGGUUUAAUUAAUACAAGGAACUUAGUGGCAGAGAGCAGAGAUGGUCUGGUCUCUGUCUACCCGACCCCCCAGUACCAGAGCCACAGAGCAGGAAGCCUUUCCUCUCCAAGCUGCUUGGAGAACAGCAGGAAUGACCCUGUGCAGCAGCUCCUGGACCCCAACAUGUUGCAGCAGACAGUGGAGUCUCACUACCAGCCCAACAUCAUCCUCUACUCGGAGAACAUGCUGCGCUCGUGGGGAGAGAGCAUCGGCUCGGAGUGCUGUGAAACCACCUUCAUCGAGGAGCGCUCUCCCGCCAAGGACAGCCUGGACUACCCAGACAGCAAGUUCAUCGACCUCUCAGCAGACGACAUCAAGAUUCACACCCUCUCCUAUGAUGUGGAGGAAGAGGAGGAUUUCCAGGAGCUAGAGAGUGAUUACUCAAGUGACACCGAAAGCGAAGACAACUUCCUGAUGAUGCCACCGAGAGAUCAUCUUGGCCUCACUGUGUUCUCCAUGCUCUGCUGCUUCUGGCCAUUGGGAAUUGCUGCCUUUUACCUGUCUCAUGAGACAAACAAAGCAGUAGCCAAGGGGGACUUUCACCAUGCAAGCUCCAGCUCCCGGCGAGCACUCUUCCUGGCUGUCCUCUCCAUCACAAUUGGAACUGGCAUCUAUGUUGGAGUGGCUGUGGCUCUUAUUGCCUAUCUGUCCAAAACCAAUCACUUAUGAGCCUCAGGAAAAGAAGGAGAACCAGCCCCCCAGCACCUGCUCUGCAGAACUCCCCGGCAGAGCAGACCUUUCCAAAACGAUCGAGAGGCAAACGCCUCUGGGGGCAGGUGCAAGACAGGAUGGGCUUGUGCAUCACCGCAGCGGGGAGGCUGCCUGCAGCAGGCAGAGCUCCUCCAUCUCUGAUGCACAAGUCUUACUUCUCUUCAAGAACCCUCAUACCAGAAAGCAAGCAAGCAAGCCAGACUGAAAGCAAUGGAGAGAGAAAGCAAGCAGGAAAGAAAAGCAAGCAAGCCAGCAAGCAAAGCAAGCAAGAAGGAAGAAAAGAGGAAGAGAAAAAAAAGGAAAGAGAAAAUAAGAAAAGGGAGGGAGCUGUGGGAGGUGUGGAGAGAGGAGCUUUGCCUCUGCCUUCUUUGCAAUACGGUGUUUACAAGCAGCUGGCAAACGGAGCUGUUCUCUUAAGAUCUUCUUGGUGACCUGAACUUCGCAGCCAUCAUGAGCUUGUGCUAUGAUUGCUUGUUCAGCACGGACUGAGAUCUGGGAAAGCAGGGACAGCGGCUGGUUCUCUGUAAGCAAUACAACAAUACAACAGCGGCAGCAAGAACCUUGCUCUUUUUUCCCCUCUCUUUCUUUUUCUUUCUCUUUUUCUUUUUCCUUUUCUUUCUCUUUCUCUUUUUCUUUUUCUUUAUCUUUUUCUCUUUUUCCUUCUUUUUUCUUUUUUAUUUCUUUUCCAUUUUAGUUUUCUCUUUCUUUUUUCAUUUUCUUUCUCAUUUUCUUUCUUGUGUUCUUUCUAAUUUUCUUUCUUUUUCUUUUUCUUUCUCCUGUUCUUUCUUUCUUUCUUUCUUUCUUUCUUUCUUUCUUUCUUUCUUUCUUUCUUUCUUUCUUUCUUUCUUUCUUUCUUUCUUUCUUUCUUUCUUUCUUUCUUUCUUUCUUUCUUUCUUUCUUUCUUUCUUUUUCCUUUUAAGUUUUUUUGUUUGUUUUCUUUCUCAUUUUCUUUCUCAUUUUCUUUCUUGUUUUCUUUUUCUUUUCUUUCUUUCUUCCUUCCUUUCUU
Pogoniulus pusillus (Red-fronted tinkerbird) is the source of this 2265-nucleotide messenger RNA. It is a transcript of the gene SYNDIG1, whose product is annotated as synapse differentiation inducing 1. Gene Ontology annotation, cellular component: synaptic vesicle membrane; postsynaptic density membrane; excitatory synapse. Lineage: Eukaryota; Metazoa; Chordata; Aves; Piciformes; Lybiidae. Bases 441 to 1217 code for a protein of 258 amino acids. The record is from RefSeq and is a predicted model, not a curated record. The transcript has 4 exons. Gene Ontology annotation, biological process: synaptic vesicle clustering; positive regulation of synapse assembly.